GCUCCAUACAAAAACGCCUAGCUAAUAAGGGUAUGGCCCUGAGAACAAUGCAAAACCCGGCCGGCCUGAGAGCCGGAGCGAGGCGCUGCCCGCCAAAACCCACCAUUUGGACGCACGCCGUGCGGCGCGACCUAUUCCCGUUGUUGUCACCUCGGCGAAUUCGUCCACGUAUCAACGGCGGGCAAUCGCCAUGGCCCAUGCCAACAACUGAGCAACAACCACCGGUGCAGCUGCACUGCUAACAGAGACCCGGCCCUUCUUCCGUAAUCGCCGUUCACUGCCUGCGCCACUGGGGCACCCAUGGCGCCGCCGUCGUCCUUGCUGCGCGACCUGCUCAGCGUCGAUGGAUUCAAGAAAAACCGCAAGCAGCCGGACAACAACCCCUCGGCCGCGCCGCGGACCACGAGCAUGCCCCUCCAGCACCGGCGCCCCACCAAGCCCGCGCGGUCCCAGUCCGACGUCCAGCACCAGCAGGCCCGCGGCCGCCUCAACCUCGACACCAACGGGGACGCCGCCGGCGAGGAGCCGACCCCGCGACGGAAGUCGUCGGCGUCGCUGAGGACCGCGACGAGCUACAAAAUCAAGGACGGCGGCAGCGGCCCCGGCGCGAUACCGGCCCUCGACGAGUCCGCGCUCAGCGCGCUCAUCUCCCUGGCCGCGGGCACGGUGAAACAGUUCGCCAAGGACGAGGCCUUCCGCGCGUUUCUGCGGAGCGGCUGCACGUCGUGCGUCGGCGAGUCCGACCACCGCGCCGUGCUGGACCUCCGCGUGACCGUGCAGACCGUGGAGAGGGCCGCCGCGGUCGGGGAGGCCCUGCUCGACCCGCGCGAGCUGAAGCGCGCCUCCCUCCGGCUGCACUCCCUGGCGUCCCUCGACGCGGACGAGGCGCUCGCGGUGACCGCGUCGGGGGUGCCGCACGAGCGCCUCGCCGCGUGCGCGCACCUCUACAUGUCCGUCGUCUCCAAGCUGCAGAAGAAGGACCACUCCUCCGCCGUACACGCCCUGGAGGCCUUCUGCCUCGCGCCGCGCGAGGCACGGACAGUCCUUCUCCCCGCGCUGUGGGACAGGCUCUUCCGCCCGGGCCUCUCGCACCUCAAGGCAUGGCGCGACAGGGAGUCGGCGGCGGCGAGAUCGAAGCCGGACGCGAGGGUGAAGGACGUCGUGGAGAAGCUGUUCGUCGACGCGCUGGACGAGGGCACGCGCGCGCUCGCGUGCUACUACAGGGACUGGCUGCUGGGGCGCACCGAGGCAAUGGCCCUCCCGUCCGUUCCCGCGCCUCCGAGCACGGCUCCUCCCGCCACCGCGCCGAGCACCGCCCCUGCCAGCGCGACGAGGUUCUCGACGUCGACGACGUACGACAUCGGCUCGGACGUCGCGUACAGCUCCGGUACCCCGAGUCCUGCCAUGUUUGUGAUCGAGGAGACGCCGCGGCAACCUGAGCGGGUGCUGGAGGAAGGCAGGGCUGCAGACGCCGACAGCUCAGGGAGCGUGUUCCACGAGUGUGACGACGGCGAGGUGAGGAGCUGCAGUCCCACACCACGGGGAGAAUCAAGCGAGCCCAUGCCUCCUAAUAUGCUGGCCAACGAGGCAUUUGAACCACGGAUCGAAGAUGAACGGGGCAAGGGAGCAGAGGAGUCAACGAGCUACCUGCCGGCUCGCGACAUGUCAGCCAUUGACCUCCUCACACUCGAGUUCUGUGAAGGGCCGCUCCAGAUCAGUGGCAGUGUCACCGACGGCGGCCAAGUCCAAGCCACCAUUUUCUCCACCACCCCGAGCGACUUCCUCUGCCCACUGACGCGGCAGAUCUUCAACCGCCCGGUGACGAUCGAGACAGGCCAGACGUUCGAGCGGCACGCCAUCGUGCACUGGUUCGACAGAGGCCUGCGGACGUGCCCCGUCACGGGGCAGGAGCUGGAGGCCCUGUCGGUCCCGGACACUAACCGCGUGCUCACGCGCCUGAUCGACGCCUGGAAGGAGGAGCACUGCCGGAACCUGCGGGCCGCCGACGGCAGGGCGCCGGAGGAGAAGCUGAACGUGGCCGUCGUCGACAGGGUGCUCCAUUCGGGGCUCAGCGUGUCGGAGCAGACGGAGAGGGCGCGGCACCUCAUGGCGAUCGGCGGCGUCGACUUCCACCUCCACAGGCUUCGGGACGGGAAGGAGGAGGAGCAGAGGGCGCGCGCCGCCGAGCACCUGCUGCUGUGCAUCAGGGCGGAGGGUUCAUGCAGAAACUACGUGGCUGUGAGGGUUCAUGGAGAGAGCGUGGUCCGGCUUCUGCAGAGCGAGGUGGUCUCGGCGAGGAGCGCCGCGGUGCGUCUGCUCGUUGAGCUGCUCCGGCUGAGAAGGAGGGGAAUGGUGGAAAUGUUCAUACGUGGAUUGUGCACGGCGUUGGUCACCGAGACGAUGGACGUGCUACUCCAGCGUCUUCGAAGCUCGCCGGUCGAAGAGCGAGCUCUCGUUGCUGUUCUGCUGUUAUACUUCGAUCGCACACUGUCACUGGACGAGCCUGACAGAAGAAACAGCAGCGUAUACAGAGAAGAGGCAGUCAGGAUCCUCACAGAGUCUCUGAGACGCUGCCUGAUCGACGAAAACGUGGUGCCCAACACCCGGAAAGCUCUGCUGAUGCUGGGAGGGCAUUUCUCCUUCUCAGGCGACCUCCUCGCCGAGGACCGGAUGCUGGAGCAGGCCGGCUUCGCCGACGACACACCUUCCUCCACACCCGUCACUUCCGACGCAACAGUGCAGGAGACGGAGGCGGCCGAGACCGAGGCGUGGCAGGAGCACGUGACGGCGGUGCUCCUCGGCAGCGGGAGGAGGCCGUUCCUGGCGGCGCUGUCCGGGUGCCUGGCCUCGCCCGACGCCGGCCUGGUGGCGGCGUGCCUGACGACGGCGGGGUGGCUGAGCCGCUCCCUGGCGUCGACGCGGCUCCGGGACACGCACACGGACAUGCAGCUCGCCGCGUUCUCGGCUCUGGUCCCGCGGCUGAAGCGGUGCCUGGCCGGCGGCGCCGCCCACCUGCAGCCCCGGCACAGGGUGCUCGCCGCCGUCACGCUGCACAACUUCAGCAAAAUCCCAGACUGCAGGGUGCUGCUGAUGCUGCUGGCGGACGGGCUGCGGGGUCACCUGGCCGACCUCGCGGAGCUGACCCGGACGGCCGGUCAACUGUACGCCGAGCUCCACGAGUGACGACGACGACCUCGGGCCCGCACGCGAGUCGCCGGGGCCGGCCGGCCUCUCGUGCUCUCCGCGCGGAAGAUUCAGCGGAGAAAAGUAUGCGCGGGAGGCGCUGCUGUUCUUUGACUGUUUCAGGCCAGGGCGCACACGGAUAUGCACGCAUGCCUGCUGGAAAUGAAAUUGUUCUCGACUCUUUUAGUAGCAGCUUCGUCGUCGACAGCGACGAGGGCUUAAAGGCUAAGAUCCAACUGUGCAGUGUGAUUUCUUGAAGCUUGUACAGAACACUGAGUAUGUACGAUGAGGCGCCGGCCGGCUGUAAAUACGCAAGUUGAUGCUUUAGACAGAGACACAUUUGUGCAAGUUGCUUGUGCUUUUUCCAGGCCAUGUGCUGCUUGUAUAUGAAAUGAAAUAUCAUCGGUCUUUGAAUUGAUUAUUUCCACUUGGAAAA
Molecule: messenger RNA, 3619 nt
Organism: Aegilops tauschii subsp. strangulata
Lineage: Eukaryota; Viridiplantae; Streptophyta; Magnoliopsida; Poales; Poaceae
Product: putative E3 ubiquitin-protein ligase LIN
Biological process (GO): protein ubiquitination
Molecular function (GO): ubiquitin-protein transferase activity
Source: RefSeq, a predicted model, not a curated record